AUGGCCGCUGGCGGCGCCGCCGACGGCAAGUACAACUUGUACAAGGCGCCGGGGCUGCGGGGCGCGAUACUGGAGGCGGCGCACGCCUCGUGCCUCGGCGACCGGUACGCGCUGGGCAAGCAGCUCGGGUGGGGCCAGUUCGGGGUCAUCCGGUCCUGCUCCGACAUGGUCACCGGCGAGGCGCUGGCCUGCAAGUCCAUCGCCAAGGACCGGCUCACGUCCCCCGACGACGUGCGGGGGGUCCGGCUCGAGAUCGAGGUCAUGGCGCGCCUCUCGGGCCACCCCAACGUCGUCGACCUCAAGGCCGUGUACGAGGACCAGGACUCGGUGCACCUCGUCAUGGAGCUCUGCGCCGGCGGGGAGCUCUUCCACCGCCUCCAGGAGCGCGGCUGCUUCCCGGAGCACGAGGCCGCCGCGCUCUUCAGGUACCUCAUGGAGGUCGUCGCGCACUGCCACAGCAAGGGGAUCGUGCACCGGGACCUCAAGCCCGAGAACAUCCUCCUCGUCAGCAGGUCGCCCUCCUCGCCCAUCAAGCUCGCCGACUUUGGCCUCGCCACCUACACCCAGCCUGGUCAAAGACUGAGCGGCACGGUGGGGAGCCCGUUUUACAUCGCGCCGGAGGUGCUCGCCGGCGGGUACAACGAGGCUGCCGACGUGUGGAGCGCCGGGGUUAUACUCUACAUCCUUCUCAGUGGCAUCCCGCCGUUCUGGGGGAAGACCAAGUCGAAGAUCUUCGAGUGUAUCAGGUCGACGGAGCUGCGGUUCCCUUCCGAUCCCUGGGACAGGGUUUCGGAUUCGGCCAAGGAGCUCAUCACCGGCAUGCUGCAGCGUGAUCCUGGACAGAGGCUCACGGCCGAGCAAGUUCUAGAGCAUUCCUGGAUACGGGAACACGCCGAUGAUUCGCGCGAUUCCUGCUGCGGUUGCCUUGAGAUCGGCCUCGGGAGGGAGGAGCCAGGCUCGUGCUCAUUCUCCACGCCGAUGGCGACACGCAGCCGCGACGUGAGCUUCAGCACCGGCGGGCCGAUCGCCUGCCAGGGUCUGUCGGAGGAACCCUGCUCUCCCACAUUCUCCUGCAGAUCGUCCUUCUCCGCGUUCUCCGCCGCCAGGGCUCCAGCUCCGUCUUGCGGAGCCUUGUUAUUCUCAUUCGGCGACAGCCCCGAACCCAUGAAGGACGCUGCGCCCAUCACGUCGAUGCCGAGCUUCUCGUUCUUCUGCGGGCUAGGGUCCGACAAGCCCGAGCCACCGGCGGCUUCAGGCGACGACACCACGAAGGAGAAGGAAGCUCAUUGUGUCGAAGACGCCACGGCGGUGGGCCUCACCGCCGCCUCCUCCUCGGCUCUGACGAGGAUGGCGGAGGCGGCCCUGAGAGGGGCGACGGCGACGACGAGGGCGAACCCGUCGUCGCGCAGCAGCAGGCGGAACCACACCAUCGGCGCCGGCGAGCGGGAGCACCAGCACGACCUGGACAUGGCGGUCGCCGAGUCGGUGAUCCGGUGGGCGUCGUGCACCCACCUGUCCACCACCCUCUCCCUCCGUGCCUCGCUCGUGUGCUAG
Molecule: messenger RNA, 1554 nt
Organism: Triticum turgidum subsp. durum (durum wheat)
Lineage: Eukaryota; Viridiplantae; Streptophyta; Magnoliopsida; Poales; Poaceae
Source: the annotation of a GenBank genome assembly